AUGUCGGUGCUGCGAGCUCUCGUGUCCGUGCUAGGAAUCUCGGCGGCCGUCGCAGACUCGGACACUCUGAAGACCUGUCUGAAGGAUACGCUGACUGACAGCGGCCGCGUCGCGUUCAAGGGGGAUGUGUUCGACCACGCCACGGCUGUCAACCCCUACAACCUCAACCUCCCAGUGACCCCGGCUGUCGUGACCUUCCCGGCCUCAACAGGUCGCCGCGGGACUUUACUGGGGGAUGUGAUGAAUCGGCUGCACGACGCCGGUGGGCGGGCCAUGUCCCAUGGGACCUGCCCGCAAGUCGGAUCCGGUGGGCAUUUCAUCAUCGGCGGCCUGGGCCCGACGUCGCCCUCGGCCAAGAAGCACCCGGACGUGUUUUGGGCCAUCAAGGGUGCGGCGUCGGGCUUUGGUAUCGUGACCGAAUUCAAGGUCCGCACGGAGCCAGAGCCCGGUACCGCAGUGCAGUAUGCCUAUACCCUGAAGGUUGGCAGCACGAAGGCGCGGGCUCAGCUGUUUAAACAAUGGCAGGACUACGUCUCUAACCCGAAGCUGACUCGGAAGUUGGCUUCGACGCUCACCCUGCUCGAGGGUAGCAUGGCCAUCACGGGCACCUUUUACGGGGCCAAGAAGGAGUAUGACGCGCUGAAGAUUGACCAGCAAUUUCUGGGAGCCAACGGCAGUGCAGUGGUAUCCCGGGACUGGCUGGGCUCUUCAGGCACGCUGGCAUGGUUCCUGUUGUUUGACUUCCAGGGCUAUACCAACGACAUUGCGACUGAUGCGACCUCCUACGCUUACCGCGACGUAUCGAUCUGGCUGCAGCCAUACUCUAUCAACCUGCUUGGCCCUGUCACUAAAACCCAAACCAAAUUCCUCGAUCAGGUCAACAAACUCGUCACCAACGACAAGGCGCCGUAUGCCGCCUACCCGGAAUAUGUAGAUCCCCGCAUGUCCCAUGGCCAACAGGCUUAUUGGGGGUCCAACCUGCGCCGGCUGGAGCAGAUCAAGGCGGAAAUUGAUCCCAAGAACGUGUUCCGCAACCCGUAA
This is a messenger RNA of Penicillium alfredii, 1041 nucleotides long. RefSeq lists its product as uncharacterized. The coding region runs from base 1 to 1041 and encodes 346 amino acids. The transcript is spliced from 4 exons. Lineage: Eukaryota; Fungi; Ascomycota; Eurotiomycetes; Eurotiales; Aspergillaceae. The record is from RefSeq and is a predicted model, not a curated record. Gene Ontology annotation, molecular function: flavin adenine dinucleotide binding; oxidoreductase activity.